Chara braunii is the source of this 3342-nucleotide messenger RNA. The record is from the annotation of a GenBank genome assembly. Lineage: Eukaryota; Viridiplantae; Streptophyta; Charophyceae; Charales; Characeae.
CACGUCAGCAGCAAGGGAUACCUUAUCAGCAGGCCCCGACCGGUCUAUGCUGUUGAGAUCUCAAACAACAGUCAUGGACCAGAGGCCCGGAGAAGCGGACGAGGCCUAUCAGACCCGCAUGCUAGCCUGGAGUGCGGAGACUAAGAAACGGGCAGAUGACGCUGCAGCAGCAGCGAAGAAAAAGGCGGAAGAUGCAGAGCAGGCACGUUUGCUGGCACUUGAACAACAGCGCCAGCAUGACGAGGCAGCAGCAAGGGCUGCCGAUGAAGAAAGAAUACAGCGUCGUGAGAAGAUAUUCACWSGAGAGCGGGCGUUACUUACCAUGGCAGCGGCAUGGCGRACCGAGGCCGAGGAUGGCAAGUUGGAGGACAGCGCCAACAAGAUAGCRCUCCUCCUCUCGCAUCUCACGGAUCUCCUGGCCACCUGCAUUACACAGCAGGCGGAGAUCCUUGGCCUCGACACCUCGCUAGCUCAUCUCCAAGACCGCCUUCAGCGGUUGGAGCAGCGACCAGUCUCCGCCGCAGACGCAGGCUCUUCCAACACUACCGACCGCCUCAAUGCAUUGGAGAUGGACGUCGGCGCACUCAAGGAUGACGUACAAUCGCAGCAGACCGCGACAAAGCAAUUGCAACAGCGGAUCUGCAUUACCGCCACCACUUCGAGUACAGAACCGCGCGAGACCACUCCAAAGUUCGACGGGCAGGAGAUCUUUUGCGACUCAACGAAGACAGAUCCUAUUCCAUGGUUUCGCAAGUUCGAGCUCACGCUGCAGUUGUCCAACGUCAAGGAACACAAGCACCACGCCUACUUGUACUCUCGCUCAGGGGGCGCGUGCCAGGCCUGGUUGGACAACCUCCUGUCCAAGUACGGAGUGGUAGCUGCGGACUUGCACACCGUGUUCAGUUGGGAUGAUCUAAAGGCGGCGUGGCACAAGCGGUUCCAGGUGGAGCCGCCAGAGAUCAAAGCCAUGGACAAGCUCAUGGUCUUUGAGCAAGGCACGCUGCCGAGUACGGACUGGAUCGCCGAGUACCAACGCUUGACGUCAGUCCGAGACAUCCAGAUGGGCUUCAAGGCCGUCCGCCAUUACUUCAUCUCAAGGUCAUGUCCGGCAUUGAGCAAUGCCCUGACGCAUGUCGAAGAUACCUUGACGACGACGGCGGAGUUGUUCGACAAGGCUGCGCAGAUCAUUAUCACAAACAAGGAGGCCAAGAACCUUCGUUCAUCUGCGUCAGGCCCGAGCAGGGACCAGCAUCGGCCAAGAGUGGCCGUGGUCGCAGCGGCAACGCCGUUAGACCAAACCAGCGAGGCUGUGUCAACAAGUGAAGGAACCGUCGCGGUAGCCGACUCUUCCCCCACGGACUUGUCUUCGGACCCCCGUGUGGUGCGGUUGCUGGACGAGUUCGCCGAUAUCUUCGAGUCACCUACCGGUGUGGUGCCGGAUCGGCCGAUCUCUCACGAGAUCAUUCUUGAGGCCGGUGCUGUGCCGCCGAAAGGUUGCAUCUAUCGGAGGAGCGAGGAGGAGCUUGAGGUACUCCGCGCACAACUCGAUGAUUUGUUGGCCAAAGGCUGGAUCCGCCCGAGCAGCUCCCCAUAUGGAGCACCUGUUCUCUUCGUCAGGAAGAAGAACAAGGAUCUACGAUUGUGUAUCGACUACCGCAAGCUCAACGCGCAAACCAUCAAGAAUGCGGGGCCUCUUCCUCGCAUCGAMGAUCUUCUCGAGCGACUGGGCGGCGCGAAGUAUUUUUCCAAGUUGGAUUUGAAAUCGGGAUAUCAUCAAAUCUCGAUCCAGCCRCACGAUCGCUACAAGACSGCGUUCAAGACACGGUAYGGGCAUUUUGAGUGGGUGGUCAUGCCUUUUGGCCUCACCAACGYCCCGGYGACGUUCCAGGCGGMGAUGACCAACGAGUUCCGUGCAAUGUUGGACCGGUUCGUGCUGGUCUACUUAGACGAUAUUCUCGUCWACAGCCGGUCAUUGGAGGAUCAUCUGGGGCACCUUCGACGAGUGUUGGAGACGCUCCGCCRCGCCAAGUACAAGGCCAACCGCGACAAGUGUGAAUUUGCCCGGCAGGAGCUGGAAUACUUGGGYCAUUUUGUCACAKUGGAGGGCAUCAGUCCGCUAUCGGACAAGAUUCAGGYCGUCCCGGAGUGGCCGGAGCCUCGGAACGUCACGGAAGUUCGCUCGUUCCUUGGUCUUACUGGCUACUAUCAGCGCUUCAUCGAAGGCUACUCCAAGAUCGCGGCCCACUUGAACAAGCUUCAGUGCGAGGAUCGUCCGUUUGACUUUGGAGAGGAGGCGCGGGGAUCAUUCCUCGCUCUCAAAGCCGCGCUAUUGUCUGCGGAGGUCUUGCGAAUCUACGACCCGCUCACACCUACGCGUUACUUCAGCAAGAAAGUGCCCCUCGUGCAUUCCAUCGACGAUGCACGCAAGAAGGAGCUCCUCGCCUUCGUCCACGCGCUCAAUCGGUGGCGGCACUUCCUCCUUGGUCGAAGCCAAUUUCGCUGGGUAACGGACAACAAUCCGUUGGUCUUCUACAAGACCCAGGACACCGUCAACAGCACCAUCGCUCGAUCGAUGGCUUUCAUCGACCAGUUCGACUUCUUUCCCGAUCACAUUCCCGGGAAGUCGAACCGUUUUGCGGAUGCUCUUUCACGGCGUUCGGAUCAUUGUACCGCGGUCUACUCAACUUUCGAGAUUGACGACGACCUGCGGAACAGCUUCAUCCGCGGCUACCAAGCCGACCCCGAGUUUCGCGACAAGUACGCGAAUUGCUCCUCGCCUAAUCCGUCUCCUUCUCACUACCGGAUCCAGGAGGGGUACUUGCUUGUCCACACGCGSGGGAAGGACCUUCUUUGCGUACCAAGUGAUCCUCACUUGCGUACACGGCUUCUUGGCGAGUUCCACGAUGCUCCCGCCAUUGGACACUUCGGGGUCAAUCGCUCGAUUGGCCGACUUCGCCAGCGAUUUUGGUGGUCUGGCCUUCUCAGCGACGUCACGCGCUAUUGCGAGUCUUGCGAGGUUUGCAGACGUUGCAAAUCACGCAACCAUCGUCCGUACGGCGAGCUACGACCAUUGCCGGUCCCGUUGAGGCGAAGGGAAGCGAUUGCCAUGGACAUUACCGGCCCGUUCCCCAAGCACAAGACCGGAGUGGAUGGGAUUCUCAUGGUGGUCGACCGACUCACCAAGUUCGCCAUGUUUUUGCCUUGUCGCUAUCAUGCCAAGGCACCGGAGUUGGCCGAGGUUCUGUAAGCCGGUUGGAUUCGCACCAAGGGUUACCCCAAGGAGAUCGUCUGCGACCGCGACACUCGGUUCAUGUCCGAUUUUUGGUUGGCGCUCAUCAAACG